AAAUUAAUAGUUAUUUUUUAGUUAAAAAAUGUCUACAAACACAAUUCUUCUGAAAAAGUUCAAUUAUUUAAAAGAUUUAGCUUUUAUAAAUGGAAAGUGGACAUCAGGUAUUAAUAAAGCAACAUUUCCAGUAUUGUCUCCUACAACUAGACAGGUAGUGGCUAAUGUCCCAGAUUUAUCAGAAGUAGACAUCAAAGCAUCAAUAAGUUGUGCAAAUGAGGCAUUUCAUUCAUGGCAGCAUACUUCUUGCAGAUAUAGAAGUGAUAUUUUAAAGAAGUUAAGUUCCCAAAUGUUAAAGAAUGAGGAUGAAUUAGCUACCAUUAUGACUUUAGAAUGUGGAAAACCUUUUCAUGAAGCCAAAGGUGAAGUGAAAUACGCUGCAUCGUUUCUUGAAUGGUUUUCUGAAGAAGCUAAACGAAUUAAUGGUGAAGUUCUUCCAAAUAUCGAGCCUCAUCUAAGGCGUUUUGUGCUAAAGCAACCAGUUGGUGUGUGUGGCAUGAUAACACCUUGGAAUUUUCCACUUGCAAUGAUAACACGUAAAGUUGCUCCCGCCCUUGCAGCAGGAUGCACAACAGUUAUAAAACCAUCUGAAGAGACACCACUGUCAGCUCUUGCAUUUGCACAACUUGUUGAUGAGGUUCAGGUACCACAAGGUGUUGUUAAUGUUAUAACAUGUUCGAGAAAUAAUACUGAAUUAGCUGGACUUUUACUUUGCACGAGUCCUCUUGUUAGAAAUAUCUCAUUUACAGGAUCUACUAAAGUUGGAAAAUGGUUGUUAGAGAAGUCUGCUUCUACUGUUAAAAAGGUUUCUUUGGAAUUAGGAGGAAAUGCACCUUUCAUAGUUUUUGAUUCUGCAGAUAUAAAGCUUGCUGCAGAUAGAGCUGUUAAAGCCCGUUUUCGAAAUGCAGGGCAAACUUGCAUUUGCGCCGAAAGGAUUCUAGUUCAAGAGAAUGUUUAUGAGUCCUUUAUAGAUGAGUUCAAAAAAAUAACUAUGGCAUUAAGAGUACGAGAUCCUAUGAGUUCUGAAUGUGAUAUAAGCUCUUUAAUUAAUGAGCAAGCUCUUGCUAAAGUUGAAGACCAUGUUAACGACGCUUUGCUGAACGGGGGUAAAAUAGUAUGCGGUGGAAAAAAACUAUCUUCUAAUGGUCCAUUGUUCUACGAACCAACAAUAAUUAGAGAUUGCACAACUAAUAUGAAAUGUAUAGCUGAAGAAACGUUUGGACCAGUGGCACCUGUGAUAAAGUUUAAAACUGAAGAAGAAGCGCUUCUUCUUGCAAACAGCCGGAAUUCAGGGUUAUCUGGAUACAUUUUUACUAACAAUACAAGUCAAUCGUGGAGAGUAGCAGAAAGAUUAGAAGUAGGCAUGGUUGGUGUUAACGAAAGCGCUAUCACAAACGAAAUGGUUCCUUUUGGAGGAAUAAAGGAGUCUGGUCUCGGUAGGGAAGGAUCUUCGCACGGUAUCGAAGAGUAUAUAGAACUAAAACUUGUUUGCAUAGGAGCUUUGGAAAAUAAAUAAAAAUUUAAUUAUUUUUUCAUUUUAAAUUAUCUUGAACAAUUUUUUUAUUGUGGGUAUAUUUUCUUAUGUUUGACAUGUUUUAUACAUAUACAUUUUAUACAUUGCAUUGUUUAUUGUAAUAAAAUAGCAGUUGCUUAUAGUAAUUAACAAAUGUUUAUUUUUCUGUGUUAGAAAGUUUUUAUAUUAUUGGUUGUGGCUUUAUUCUUUGAUUUAUAUGAUCAACUAUAACAAUUGUGUUUUGUAAUGAUUAAUUUCAUAAUUUUAAAGGAAUAUUCUGUUCUUGUAAUGAUUAAUUGCGUAAUUUUUAGGAAACAUUCUGUUUGGAUCCGAGAA
This is a messenger RNA of Hydra vulgaris (swiftwater hydra), 1849 nucleotides long. Its product is annotated as succinate-semialdehyde dehydrogenase, mitochondrial. Gene Ontology annotation, cellular component: mitochondrion. Gene Ontology annotation, biological process: GABA catabolic process. NCBI's taxonomy places the organism in Eukaryota, Metazoa, Cnidaria, Hydrozoa, Anthoathecata, Hydridae. Gene Ontology annotation, molecular function: succinate-semialdehyde dehydrogenase (NAD+) activity. The record is from RefSeq and is a predicted model, not a curated record.